Messenger RNA from Mollisia scopiformis, 3087 nucleotides. RefSeq lists its product as uncharacterized. Gene Ontology annotation, cellular component: endoplasmic reticulum membrane; Golgi membrane. The transcript is spliced from 2 exons. Bases 1 to 3087 code for a protein of 1028 amino acids. NCBI's taxonomy places the organism in Eukaryota, Fungi, Ascomycota, Leotiomycetes, Helotiales, Mollisiaceae. The record is from RefSeq and is a predicted model, not a curated record. Gene Ontology annotation, molecular function: protein binding; sterol binding. Gene Ontology annotation, biological process: SREBP signaling pathway.
AUGCGAUCAGUGUGGAUCCAUGGAAGCUAUAUGAAAGCAUUAGAACAAGAUGUCCUACGCAGCGCCCUUGAAGUUCAGGACGAGCUAUUGGGCCCCACUGUCGACUUUGCCCCAAAAAGACCAUCUAAUCAGCUCGAAGCCUACGAUCCUUUCACCGAUUUGUCAAUUGACGAUCGAGAUACGCUACAUGCCAUCAAUGGCUUAACGAACUUAUCUUGGUUUUAUCAUUCGCCUCUGCAAUACUGGUCAUCUUCAUUGGAGAAAAUAGCAUCAGACGAAGACAUCAUUUCUACUGUCAAUGCAAAGUCCAACCAAUCAACAUCGGUCAAUGUCACUCUUCGACAUUCUAUUGUCUUUAGUGGCAAGCGUUUCGAAGAUCACAGACUCGUUGCCGCAGAUGCUCUGGUCAUUACCCUGAUCCAUAUGCUGGAUUCCCCUGUGGGGCGACAAUGGGAGCGUAAGGCUGAGCAAUUGGCACUCCGACACGGCGGAAAAUGGCAAACCUUCCCCGCUGAAGGACGGUCUUUAAUCAGCACAUUAUACGAGUUCCGAUUUCAGCCACUUUCUUUGAAUGACGAUGUCUGGCUGGCAUCGGUGUAUAGUCUUAUGGCAGUGUACGUCAUCUUCAACAUCACCAGGUUCGCUGCGUUGAAAUCCCGAGCUGGUCUACUUCUCGCCGUUGCGACCCAGAUGGCAGUCUCUAUUAUGUCAAGCUUCACUGUCUGCGCCGUUUGGAAGAUCGACCUCUCACACAUGCCUCGAGCAGCAUAUCCUCUUGUCAUCAUGGGAAUUGGGCUGGGUAAUAUUUUCAACCUAAUCAACGCCGUGAACUUGACCCCACCCUCAGCCCCUAAAGAUGUUAGAAUUGGCGAAGCGCUCGGUCAGACUGGGCACAUUGCACUAACUUCUUUGGCCUUGAAUGCAUCUUUGCUCUAUAUGACAUACAAACUCUGCGAAAACUUCCCGCCAAUUGUCGCACUCUGUGCCUUUGCAGGCAUCGCCAUUCUAUUCGACUUUUUCUAUCUCUUGACGUUUUUCACUCCUGUUCUUAGUGUUGACAUACGUCGAACAGAAUUAAGUGAUGCUUUGUCACGGGCAUCAACAAGGAAUGGCACUUCUUUUACACCAGUAUCCCAGCCGCGAAAAACAUGGUUUGGACCUUUUUUUGAUGGAAAUGCGUCAACCAGAAUUGCUGGACCUAUUGUGAUGGUAGGAUCGAUACUCAUGGCACAAUUGCAUUACGAAUCAUGGAGCCAAACGAUUUUGCGACUCUUUAUGAUCUGGACAUCGUAUGCACAAACGGCGAGACCUGCUGCAGUUUCUCAUCUGUCUGUCGAUAUCAAUCAAGCAAGGACACCAACUGCGUGGCUUCAAAUGCAGGAUCACGAAACAGCCCACGAAGUCAUUCAGGUAGUCAAACCACACGCCACGAGUUAUAUCGCCAGGGUCUACGAUCCCCUUAUUUUCGUCUUAGAAGGAUCAAAUCGAACGCGGAAUGAUCAGGGUAUUCGACGGUUCCUGCCUGCUGCUUAUGACUUUGCGAGGAACCAAUUCACCGCUUUCGUCCUUUCAGUCACGAUUAUAGUUGCUGCCGUUUGCCUCUUGAUGAACCAUCUGCUCUCGAACGAGCCUUCAGAGAAUGAUAGCGAGAAAAGAGAAGACGAUCCCCUUCUGUCUGUCAAAACUUUGAGUGGAGGUCAUAGUCUAGACAUCAUGCUACUGGCAACUUCACGAGAUGGGGUCUUGGCGACCGUCGGCUUGGAUAGAUGGAUUCGCAUUUGGGAUGUCCGCAAGGGAGUCAUGAGCUAUAUCGUUCGAGAUUUUGAGUCGAGCAUCGACCCGUUUCCAGUCUUAGCAGUGGCUAUUGACAGAGACUCGAACUGGCUGGCAAUUCUAUCUGGCAAAGAUCUGGUCUUCCUCUGGAACAUCCCGGAGAGAAGAUGGGGUCGAUCAAUGCAUGUUGAAAUGAAAGGACGUACUCCACUUACCUUCUGCUUUGGCCAUGACAAGGACGAAUUCGUCGACCCCGUUGUUGUUGUCCGCCAUAAUGGGCUUAUGACUGAGCUCCAUGUGGACGAUGAGUACAGCAGGCAAAUUCAGAUUUGCCGCAGUCCACUUGUUUGUGUUCGCCCGCACUUCGAGAAGCCACAUACCGGCAGUCCCGACCCGCCACCACGUCUCAUAACCUCUUCGAGAAAGGGAUGUGUUCACAUCGCAUCGCAGCUAGAGGAGGGAUGGGUGUCUAAUGAAUUAAAGGUCCCCGAACCCGAGGAUGACAAGGAGGUCGUAUCCAUUGUGCCAUUACCAGUCCUGAGCUGCUUUCUGGCUGUACGCAAGCAUUCGGUGGACCUAAUCGACAUCGGAACUCUGAACGUCACCCACACCUUUACGACCAGUCCAAUGAAACCAGAUUCGCUCCGAUGUUUUCAUAGCACACGUCGUCGACCCCAAUGUGGCUCGGUUGGCUUAGCAAGUCUUGCCAUCGCUUAUACUUGCGCAGAGACUGGAAACGUUAUCCUUCAGUCAUACCUCCCCCAACGCGAAGGCGAUAUCAUUUGUUUCCGGGAUCCAUUUACCCCCGGUAGUAAGACUUGCUGCUUGUGGCGUGAAACUGUUGAGAACAAGUACGUUGUGGAGAACCCUGGUCAAUGGGAAGCUCUUCAAGUUGGCUAUUUGGUGGGCAUUCGAAAGUGUGAGUCCAUAAUCAAGGAGAUGUCGCACCCAAUCGCAAAUACUGGCGUUCGCCGCAGAGGAGCGAGGCCAAACAGGCCUUCUUUAGAACGUCGAAACUCUGAGGACGAGGCAUGGGAGGUAUGGUCUAUUUCGUCAGCUGGCGCGCGUGCUACAACUCCCUUGUUUGGGUCCAAGGAUCGAGACCAUCUUUUGGUCAGUUCACUCGGUCCCUUGCAAAAGAUGGGCAAGAGCAGCCUUGCUGUCGCACUGGGAAAUAUCGUCAAAAUCAUCACUGUCGGCCACGAGAACUUUGACUCGGCAGAUAGCUCAAAUGACGAUUCGGCAUUCCUUGGGACGGCGUCAUCAGUGGGCAGACGAAAGAAGUUGCUGGGCAAUAGGAAAAAGACCCUGUGA